Messenger RNA from Cydia amplana, 1073 nucleotides. RefSeq lists its product as uncharacterized. The coding region runs from base 16 to 1041 and encodes 341 amino acids. NCBI's taxonomy places the organism in Eukaryota, Metazoa, Arthropoda, Insecta, Lepidoptera, Tortricidae. The record is from RefSeq and is a predicted model, not a curated record. The transcript is spliced from 9 exons.
ACGGAACUGAAGAAUAUGGUUGUUAUAAGAUCUUUUUGUCUGCUCCUGUUAACUGGACUGUCACAUGGCAAAGGCGACGGGACGGGCGCUAGUUUACAAAUACUCGCUCGGCUAUCAUUCCCUACAGUAGAGACGAGGGCGUACAAUUUACCACCGACGUCAGAGGUAGACCCGAAACACAGCUAUGCAGAUGAAAAAUUUGAGAAGCUCAAGGUGUAUUACAGUUACAUGAAUGGACGCAUACGCGAACCUCACAAUCCGGCAGAACGUGCUGAAAUCCUGCAAAGCGCCGAACAGAAACUUUUCGACUUUAUUGAUUCCCAUAUCAAAGACCUGAAGCGGCUACUCUUUGCUACCGAUAGCGCGCUCAUGUCGAUGGUACUACUUAAGCUGAACAAGAAGAUGGACACAAGCGAAGCCAAGAUCAAGUCUACACAGGCAAAAAUACCAUUCGGCUUGUAUACCAGCCCGGAGUUCAAAUGCCUAGGCACAUCCUACUACAUCGCCUCAGCGCACAGUCAAGAGGACGCGCAGAUGAUUCUCGCUAGCGAACGCAAACCACACUGCUACACCUUUAGAGGUGCCUUCGCCUUCCAAGGUUUCUACCACCGCCACUCAGAGACGACGUACGUAGGACCCCAUGCAGAACAGUUCCAAGCCAAAGACCCGAGCCAAGGACUCUACUGCCAUUCCGAUGAUAACUGGAGUGACGCCCAGUGCAUUUACAAGAUCAACCCUCGUGAGGAAUUUCCCGAGUCUGUAGAGUACGAACCGAAGAUCUCCUACUGGUGCGGCCCCUACCGCUACUUCAUUCCUGCCACCACCGACGUACGAUGCAUCUUCUCCAUAUUCUCAAUGAACUUCGUGCUGCGUUUCGGCUACGACGCAGUCACCUAUAAGAGCUCGGACCUCUCUUUCAUGUACCAGAACGGACAAGUGUUUUAUACAGACGAACCAUGGGCCGGCAUGUCUUGCUGGAACUGGGCCUGCAAAUGGCGCCAUAACCAAAACCAGCGUGGCAACGAAUUUUUCGUCAAUUGACAUUAGACAUUCAAUAAUAAAUUGUUUUUAAC